GGAAGGCACCGAGUGAACCAUGGACGUCGGGAAAACCAGCGUAGCAGUUUGGGCUCAAGCCACAUUUGCUCACGUGAUGUUGGCUUCAAGCUUCGCAGCGCAGGGGCGGGUGCCAGGUGUGCAGAUGAACUUGCAGAGCCUCCGUCUGCUGUCCUUCCCCAGCUUCGUCCUCCUGAGCAUCACAGCUGGUCUGUCUGUCGAUGAGGACGACGAGUACUUGUCCAAGUUGCGCCAUGGCGUAGAAACCGCACUGCGUGCGGUGCCGUUCGACCGCGAGGCCCAAGGAGGGCUGGGGGCCUUCAACGUAGACUGGGCAGUGGCGCACGAUGGACGAGUCAGCCUUGCUGCUGCUGUUAGGGCGAAGCCAACAGACGUGAGGGCAAGAGCUGCUUACGGUGCCUUCCUCGCGGCCUUCACCGAGAACGACAGCGCCUCGGCAGCAGAGCUCACGGCUGCCCUGGCCAUUGAGCCAGACAACUACAUGGCACUGCUGGCGCUGGGACUCCUGCAGGGCAACGUCCACGCUCUGGAGGAAGCCGCGCGACUUCACCCCGAGCAAGCUGAGCCACUGCUGGCGAUUGGCUCGCAUGCAGGUCCUGGCAGCUCGGGCCUCGUGAGCGUCGCCGAGGGCGCUGCCGCGCUGCGGCGCGCCAUCUCGGUGAGGCCGCGGAGCCGCCUGGUGGUCGGCCUGGCAGGGGAAGGCCUCCGGCGUCUGGGAUUCGAGGAGGAAGCAGCUCAAGCCUUCAAGCUGGCUGUGGAGCGAGGAGUUUGGCAUCAUCCUCUGCAGAGACCCAAGCAUGCCUUCUGGCCGGCCUUGCCGUCCGACGUUCUGGACCCGGGUGCGCUCUUAGAGAGCAUGUGUCCUUCGUGCCGCGAGGCCCGAAGCUAUGUUGAAGCAGCCCUGAGGCAGGAGGCAUUGCGCGACGAGUUCCAGAUCGCGCGACUGACAGAGCAGUUGGAGCAUAGUGGCGUCGGCUACUGGAUUCACAGUUGUGAGAAGAAUUCCACGUGCUCUCUGGAGGGCCUGGGUAUGAUUGAUCAUGGCAGCGGCAGUUGGGCAGAGUACACUAUUUGGGAUCCUGCGCGACACGAUCCUGCGAUGUGCUUUUGGGAUACGUUCCCCAAGAUGUGCAAACUUGUUGGACACCUCCGAGGGAGCGGCUUGCCAAUGACUCGGUUGGGUGUGUCGGAGGUUCACCCUCCCAGAACCUACAUUCCAAGGCACAGCAGUCCUCAGCAGGGGCGCUUCCGUCUUCAAUGCCCGCUGGUUGUGCCUCUUGGCUCCAAGUCGCGGCUUAUCUUUCGCGGCCACCACGAGAUCGCCUAUGGCUCUUCGCGAGCAGGCGACUGCUUCUGGUUUGACGAGUCCUUCGAGCACGAGGUUGACUAUCGGGGACGCUCAGCCCGUGCCAGCCUUCUCCUCGAUGUGCCUCACCCGGCGCUCCUCGCCGAGCUGCGGCGCCUGCGAGAUCCGAGCGAGGACAACGGCAGCAGACUUCUGACUCUGGAGCUCGAGGCGCCAAGCUCGCCGCGCUACUGGGCGCUGCUCUGGGGGCCGAUGGCUGCCUUGGCCAGGCAGCUGGGGCUGCAUGCUGCGCUCCCCCAGACGCAGGCUGGAGCUCAAGCUAUAGAGCCCAGGCUCCAGGGCUGAAGCCCCCGUGAUAUUCCAGCGCCAGGACGCCUUCGCCAGCCGGUUGGGACGCGUGUUUGCUCCUCACUGACCAUCUUCGACGAGUACCACAAGCCCGUGCACAGUAUGUGCCCACAUCUUCGAAGGGCAAGAUGCGCGCCGGGAGUGGGCUCCAGCAAGUCACCUUGUCUCGAGACAUAUACGGAUCCAUCGACCGAGCCAAGGCGCGCUCUGCAGCUUCACACUCGUGGACCACACCUCGUUGGGCAGGAUCUCUGCGGCGGCUGCCCCCUGCGCCGUGUGCACUCGCUGUUUCUAUCACCGCUGCUGCUGCGCUCAAUGGCUACGAUAGCUGUAAUGCUACUCUAUUGGACUCUGGACGACACCAGUGGACUCCAUUGGCCUCCUCGGACUCCAUCAGCCUCC
This is a messenger RNA of Prorocentrum cordatum, 2056 nucleotides long. Lineage: Eukaryota; Dinophyceae; Prorocentrales; Prorocentraceae. The record is from the annotation of a GenBank genome assembly.